CAAAACCCAUUUGGGUUCACGGCAAAAUUAAGUUGCUGCUUGAAGGUGACAGCCUUUGGUAUAUGGCUUGUAGCAAUUGUUUGAAAACGGUUUACGCAGAUUAUGAUACUCGGUUUCCUUGCAUGCACUGUGGCAAGGAAGAUGCGGUUGGUACUCCAAGAUCCAAAGUGAAUGUUUCUAUCACCGAUUCUACUGCAACCAUUGAUGCCUCGGUUUUUGGACAAAGCGUUGAGAAACUUCUGCUGCUAACUAGCAAGCAAAUUAUGGAAGUUGAGCUAGAGGGAAAAAAGGCAUCAUUUCAAUAUGCAAAUAAACGCUUGGAUAAAGAAGACUAUAUAGUGCAGCUGCGAUCACAAACAAGCACCUAUCAAACCAAACCAGG
Molecule: messenger RNA, 382 nt
Organism: Cuscuta epithymum
Lineage: Eukaryota; Viridiplantae; Streptophyta; Magnoliopsida; Solanales; Convolvulaceae
Source: the annotation of a GenBank genome assembly